AUGCGUGUCAUCACUUUCGCGCUCGCGACCACGUCCAUUCUCCAUCCCUGCACUGAAAGCGUCUUGGAGGAUGCGGCACCGACGGCAACGGGGCUCCGCGGCCCGACUGUGGUUCCCGCACUGGCCAACGGUCACGAUGACACCUCGUUCAGCAGGUCCUUGAGGUCUAACGUUGUAAUCAUCAACGUGGACGAAGGGCCUCUAGUCGAAGGUGUUGUCAAUAGGAUCGAAUCGGCUGUAAGCUCGGCUUUGGUCGAGCACCAGCAGCUGGAGCGAGUCUCCAUCGAGCCUUUUGACGGGUUCUUGGCCAUGUUUCCCGAGCAUGUGGCAGACCAGACGCUACUAAGGAGACCGGAGGUGACGGAGCUGUUGAGGCUCGCGCACAACAUGGGAUUGCUCAAGACCCCUCUCUCGUUUAAAGACGAAGCCAAUGUGGCAGAGAUCCUGGCUGACCUACUAUGGUCGAAGGACAAGAAGGUGCAAGAUUUCGGGAAGGAGUACUUGGAGGUCCUUAUACUUCGGUGGGCUAAGGUUAAAAUGGACCCUGCGGACGUGUCGAAGGAAUUGGGCGUGCCUAAACGAUCUCUUGAAGUCUUCUUCGAUGGCGAUAGUGCAGCAGACGUCGUGCUAAAGAAGUACUGUGCACGUGCCAAGCCUGAAGAACCGGAUCUGUACUACAAACUCAUCAGUGAAGUCUACGGAGGCCCCAGACGUCUCCUCGCAGCUGCGAGCAUGACAUUCGUCAGACAGAAAUUUCACGGUCGAAGCCUAAAGAUCAUGAAGGCUGCAAUGAGGCUAGGAGGUGUUGACAACUCGAAACAGAAGGAGUUGCUGGAGCAUUUCGAAAGAAUGCGUCAGAUGUUCGAAGGUAAACUUGAAGACAUCAUAACCCAUAAACGAUCCCCAGAUCAAGUGAAACAAUUCGGGAAAGACGCUAUUGAAGGCAUGAAUUCCCUUCUUUCUCUGGUGGAUGAGAUGUUUGAGAGCGGCGGACCUGUGAUGCGUUUUGCAGUCCCGCAGAUGUAG
Messenger RNA from Hyaloperonospora brassicae, 1026 nucleotides. Lineage: Eukaryota; Oomycota; Peronosporomycetes; Peronosporales; Peronosporaceae. The record is from the annotation of a GenBank genome assembly.